This is a messenger RNA of Cervus elaphus (red deer), 2633 nucleotides long. It is a transcript of the gene CHRNA2, whose product is annotated as cholinergic receptor nicotinic alpha 2 subunit. The transcript is spliced from 7 exons. Gene Ontology annotation, molecular function: acetylcholine-gated monoatomic cation-selective channel activity; transmembrane signaling receptor activity. Gene Ontology annotation, cellular component: postsynaptic membrane; synapse; neuron projection. The record is from RefSeq and is a predicted model, not a curated record. Bases 458 to 1972 code for a protein of 504 amino acids. Gene Ontology annotation, biological process: signal transduction; nervous system process; monoatomic ion transmembrane transport. Lineage: Eukaryota; Metazoa; Chordata; Mammalia; Artiodactyla; Cervidae.
UAGGACUUAAAUGUGCAGCUUCUCUGCCUCCAGAGCUGAGAGCCUGGAAACAGCAGCCUGACUUCAGAACUUGCCCAGCCCUCCCCAGGAAGCCAAGCUGCCUGUCAGAGUCAGACCUUUCUCAUGCACCAAGGCGAAUCCUGCCCCAGCAUCUGUCUGACCAGGAAGAGAAGUCACCCAGCCUUGGUUUGUGCCUGCCUUUCUAUUCUUGGGGUGGAGCGGGGAGCCUUUGCCGGCUGAUCAGGACCUCCAAACCAGGCUGGUUUGUUGAAUGGCUUGUCUUCUGUGGUCACAGGUUCUAAGGUGAGAGGGAAGCCCCUCGGAAUCCCCCAGGGAGUUCUGCUGUGCUAGCUCCCCACGCCCUGUUGGGGGAGUGGUCCCAGCUUCAACCCACAGUCAGCCCCAAGCCGGCCUUCCUUCUGAUGUCCAGCAGCAGCCAGAUCCCUCCUCUGAAGCCAUGGGUCCCUCCCGGCUUGUGCUCCCGUUCAAGACAAAGUUCGGGCUCUGGUGGCUUCUUCUGAUCCCGGCAGUAUCCUCGGAGAGGGCCCCCCACACCCAAGCUGAGGACCGCCUCUUCAAACACCUCUUUAGGGGCUACAACCGCUGGGCGAGGCCGGUGCCCAACACCUCAGACGUGGUGAUCGUGCGCUUUGGGCUGUCUAUCGCCCAGCUCAUCGAUGUGGAUGAGAAGAACCAGAUGAUGACUACCAAUGUCUGGCUAAAGCAGGAGUGGAGCGACUACAAGCUGCGCUGGAACCCGGUCGAUUUCGGCAACAUCACAUCCCUCCGCGUCCCUUCGGAGAUGAUCUGGAUCCCAGACAUAGUCCUCUACAACAAUGCAGAUGGGGAGUUCGUGGUGACCCACAUGACCAAGGCCCACCUCUUCUCCUCGGGCAUGGUGCACUGGGUACCGCCCGCCAUCUACAAGAGCUCUUGCAGCAUCGACGUCACCUUCUUCCCCUUCGACCAGCAGAACUGCAAGAUGAAGUUUGGCUCCUGGUCGUACGACAAGGCCAAGAUCGACCUGGUGCAGAUGGAGCAGACGGUGGACCUGAAGGACUACUGGGAGAGCGGCGAGUGGGCCAUCGUCAACGCCACGGGCACCUACAACACCAAGAAGUACGAUUGCUGCGCCGAGGUCUACGCUGACGUCACCUACUACUUCGUCAUCCGGCGCCUGCCCCUGUUCUACACCAUCAACCUCAUCAUCCCCUGCCUGCUCAUCUCCUGCCUGACCGUGCUGGUUUUCUACCUGCCCUCCGACUGCGGGGAGAAGAUCACGCUGUGCAUCUCUGUGCUGCUCUCGCUCACCGUCUUCCUGCUGCUGAUCACCGAGAUCAUCCCGUCCACCUCGCUGGUCAUCCCACUCAUCAGCGAGUACCUGCUCUUCACCAUGAUCUUCGUCACCCUGUCCAUCGUCAUCACCGUCUUUGUGCUCAACGUCCACCACCGCUCCGCCAGCACCCACAACAUGCCCCACUGGGUGCGGGUGGCCUUUCUGGGCUGUGUGUCCCGCUGGCUUCUCAUAAGCCGGCCAUUGCCACCCUUGGAGCUCCGAGACCCUCCGGAUCUGAAGCUCUGCCCCUCCUAUCGCUGGCUGGAGACCAACGUGGAUGUGGAGGAGAGAGAGGAGGAGGAGGAGGAAGGCAGAUGGGCGUGUGCGGGCCCUUUGUCCCCCUCCGUGGGCGUCUACACCCAUGGGAGUCUGCAGCCAGGGGCCUCGGGUCCCAAGGCAGAAGCCCAGGUGCCAGACGGCGGGCUCCUGCUGUCCCCGCGGGUACAGAAGGCCCUGGAGGGUGUGCGCUACAUUGCUGAUCACCUGAGGGCUGAGGAUGCUGAUUCCUCGGUGAAGGAAGACUGGAGGUACGUGGCCAUGGUCAUUGACAGGAUAUUCCUCUGGUUGUUUAUCUUCGUUUGCUUCCUGGGGACCGUCGGACUCUUCCUCCCUCCCUUCCUGGCUGGAAUGAUCUGAUGUCACAUCGCCUGCUCUGGCCCGGAGGUGGCAUGGCUGACUGUCGUUCCCUGCUGCCACCUCUGGAGUUCACCUUUGGGGUCAACGCCAUCUGACUGCAGGUGUCUCUCCAUGGAGUCCCAAUGUGGAAGUCUGCUUAGAAUGCUUUGCUUGACAUUUUUAUACAAUGUGCUGAGAAUCUGCUGGGUACAGAGCCCUGUCUGGGUUUUAGGAGUUGGGCGAGGAGGAACUUGCUUUGCAGAGGGUUACCAUGUGGCGAGGACGAUGUGAAGAUGGUGACGUGGUGAUAAGAUGCUCCUGAGAUGCAAGAGGGAUGGGAGGGCCAAGAUGGGGGACCCAGGUAGUGGGGUGGGGCCAUGUGAGGAGGCUCAGACAUCAAAGGAGGGGUGUGUGGGGAGAGGGUGCCUCAGGGGGCAGGGAGCUCAGGUGCCCACCCCUUCCACACCCCCACGUGCUCUCCCUGACACUCCAGGGAAAACUGGCCACCCCAGGCCCAGUCCACCUGCCUCAGUUCUUUCCAAGACCCCCCCCCCCCCCCGCCCCGGGGUCAUUCUUAUUUCUGACCCCUCCUGCUCUGUGGACGCAGCCCCAGCCCCCUACCACUCCUCCUACUUCUCCUGAAGCAGGGAUGCUCCCAGCCUUGACCUCCCAGUGUAGAGAU